AUCUUCGAUGAUAUUAGGAAGCUCAUGGAGGAGGAGAAGCUCUCUGAAUCCGCCAUCAGGGCCUUCCAGCAAGCCUACGAAGCCUUGGUCCGUGGAGACGACGGCAUGAUCUCAGAGCGAAUGAUCUCUCCUGCUCUUGACUUGCCUAUGCUUGCCGAUAUCAAGCAGGCCUCGAUUCCCGACGACAAAGUCAAGGCUCUUCUUGGACAGACUGUCAUCUUGAAGCUCAACGGUGGUCUGGGAACGGGAAUGGGUCUGGAGAAGGCCAAGUCCCUCCUUGAAGUCAAGGGGUCCGAGACCUUCUUGGACUUCAUUGCCAAGCAGGUGUUGCACUUCAGGAAGACCAAAGGAGACGUCCGCUCGAUGUUCAUGAACUCCUUCUCUACCAGCGCCGACACCAAGGAUGCUCUCAAGGGACAUCCAGAGUUGGUUCAGGGAGGAUGGGAGGUCGUCCAGAACAAGGUCCCCAAGAUCGAUGCCGAGAGCCUGCGCCCAGCCAAGUGGCCAGCAAACCCCACCAAGGAGUGGUGCCCUCCCGGUCACGGUGAUCUCUACCCUUCCCUUGCUGGAUCAGGGAUGCUCGAUUCCCUCCUCAAGGAUGGGGUGAAGUACAUGUUCGUCUCCAACUCGGACAACUUGGGAGCCACCCUCGACCUCGAGCUCUUGAACUUCUUCGCUCAGUCCGACAAGUCCUUCUUGAUGGAGGUGUGCGAGCGCACGGAAGCUGACAAGAAGGGAGGACACCUUGCCGUGAGGAAGCAGGACGGCCGCCUCCUCCUUCGUGAGUCGGCUCAGUGCCCACCAGACGACGAGAAGGCCUUCCAGGAUGUGUCCAAGCACAAGUACUUCAACACCAACAACUUGUGGAUCCGCCUGGACAAGCUGAAGGAGGUGUUGGACAAGAACAAUGGAGUUGUUCCCCUGCCCAUGAUCAAGAACGCCAAGACCGUGGAUCCCAGCGACUCCAAGUCAGCUGCUGUCUUCCAGCUGGAAACUGCCAUGGGCGCAGCUAUCGAGAGCUUCGACAACUCUGGAGCCAUCGUGGUCGACCGAUCUCGUUUCGCCCCUGUCAAGACCUGUGCUGAUCUCCUGAGGGUCCGCUCCGACGCCUACGAUGUGACUGAGGACAGCCGCCUAGUGCUCUCGGCCGAGUGCAAGGGACAGCCGCCUGUCGUCGAUCUCGACAAGAAGGAGUAUAAGACGAUGAGCGGGCUCGACAAGAUGCUCAGCAAGGGAGACGUCCCCUCCCUGAAGCACUGCAAGAAGCUCACUGUCAAGGGCAAGGUUGCGCUCGAGAAGGGCAUCACCUUCAAGGGCGAAGUCACCAUUGUCAACCCGACCGCCGAGUGGCGUAUCCUCAAGGCCGGAGUUUAUGAGAACCAGACCGUCGAGCUGGGCGAGAACAGUGAGAAGUUGUAAGAGCCGGGCCCCUCGAGACCUCGGGAGGCCGACAGGGCAAACAACUUCAGUUGAUCAUGUGAUGAUGAGUGAAGACAUACAGAGGUUGAACUGGAAGCUUUGCCUCAGUAAACACCUCCUAGUGAUG
This is a messenger RNA of Guillardia theta CCMP2712, 1546 nucleotides long. RefSeq lists its product as hypothetical. The transcript has 22 exons. Bases 25 to 1419 code for a protein of 464 amino acids. The record is from RefSeq and is a predicted model, not a curated record. Gene Ontology annotation, molecular function: UTP:glucose-1-phosphate uridylyltransferase activity. Gene Ontology annotation, cellular component: cytoplasm. Lineage: Eukaryota; Cryptophyceae; Pyrenomonadales; Geminigeraceae. Gene Ontology annotation, biological process: UDP-alpha-D-glucose metabolic process; glycogen metabolic process.